Molecule: messenger RNA, 765 nt
Organism: Bipolaris victoriae FI3
Lineage: Eukaryota; Fungi; Ascomycota; Dothideomycetes; Pleosporales; Pleosporaceae
Exons: 1
Coding region: 1-765 (254 amino acids)
Source: RefSeq, a predicted model, not a curated record
AUGACUCACAUCGAUGACGAAUGGGAGUAUGAGUACGAUGAGACCGAAACGGAGGACUUUUACAUUCCCUUGGAUCUUUCCAAUGUUCCAGCAGCUCAAAUCCCUAUGGUGUCGCAAAGUAGGCCGGGCCAUCCAACUUUGCUUAAAAGCCGACUGCGCGCGCUGAACGCAGCUCGAGGUCAGCCGGCCGAGGUCGCAGCCGGUGCAAACGCCAGACAAGAAACGGCCAACAUGGGCGAAGUGCAAGUGAUUGGGCUGCAUACGCCGAAUCCGUUGGUCAUGUAUAACGGUCAGUUGUUGAGUUGCCACUGGACUUCGACUAUCGGAACCGACAUGUUCUUCGUGAAACCGGAUGCGGACGCGGACACAACGCAGCCAUUACGAUCUUUGCCAUCGGUCGACUUGCUAUCUCUGGGGUCUGCAAAAUUGGUUGCAAAAGUUGGACGACUGCGGCCGCGCGAUGAUGUCAACCACGCUGAUGAUGCGCAACAGCCGACUGAAUCUGUGCAAAGUACGGGUGAUGGUUCAAGUCGGGCCGCUGCGGCUUCAGGUGAAGGUGAAGGACGACAAUCCGGUGGCGAGGCCAAGCCAACGUCGACAAACUUUCUAGCAAGAUUAAACGAGGCAAAAUUGAAGAGAGGGGAGAAGUCGCAAUUGGCAAUCUCCAAAACAUCCGACGGGUCUCGUCUAGUUGCGGAGAAAGCAAAUGUUGUAGCUGGAGCCUCAUCGCAGGAAAACGACGAUACGGUUAUGGGAGGCGUAUGA